AUGGCGCCCAAGAAGAAAUCAUCCUUCAGCGGCUUCGCUUCUGGCAGCGAGACCGAGACGGAUACAGAAACUCUUCCAGCCGUUGUAUCCAAGCCUUUGACUGGAAAGCAGCGAUUCGACGAGAUUCACGGCAAAGGCACCAAGCUCGGCAAACACCCUGUUCCUACCAACACUCGUAGAGAGCCCUCGACUACCAGACGCUCCACUCGCUCCGCCUCGAGACAGCCACAGCCCAUGGCGCCUGAAGAAGCUCCCUCAAUGCCCACCACUUCCCCCAACAACCAAGCGUCUGAUCAAAGACUCUCCCCGCCCGAACACAAAAUGGACCCCUUCCCUCCAAAGCCAGAACCCAUGACAGUCACCGACAAGCCUGCUGUUCGCAAUCGCUACGGCGAAAAGGUGCCCGCUCCUGUCGAUAUCAAGCAAAAGUUGCGUCAAGCCAUCAACUUCCUGUCUGAUGAAGGUGUCGAAAACCUCGAGGACUUUGAGGAAAAGCUGGGCAGAUUGAAGAAGUACCUGGAUGACAACUACCCCGGCAUGGACGGUGUCAUCGCAGACGGUGAGGACGACCCUGAGAUGCUCGGCCGCAGAGUUCGCUACAUGAUUCGGGUCCAUGAGCAGCGCAUCGAGGAGGGUGCUGAACAGUGGUUCACUCACGACCAGUUCCCAGACAGCACUUCCAUGUACAAACCCAUCAAGCCCAGAAAAGGCGAGCAGUGGCGUCUCCACCCGGAUGGCACUACAAUUGGCAGACCCGAGCACCCCAAGAAUCAAAUCCCUCCUAAACCUGCAAAGGUUUCUCCUGCUGCCGGUGCCGCUGCUGCUGUUACGGCUCCUCCCACUCCUGCUGCUGCUCCUGCUGCGGCCGCCCCUGUCCGUCCCACGCUACCUGAAUUGCCCCACCCAGAGGUCUGGCAUCGCAAGGAGGCUGCCCGCUUCCCUUACGGCGAGACUCCUCACAUGGAGCAAAUCCUGAGCAGACAGAUAACAGCUGAUCUUGCUCGUGGCAAGUCACAACAUCUUUCUCUCUACCCUGAACAACCCGUCACUCCCUAUGACCCCUGGAAACUGCCUGAAAUUCCCGACGAGGAAGUCUUGGACGCCGAUCAAAUAUUCCAUGUCCUUGAAAAGCAUGAGUCUCAAGGUACAAAGAGAAAGGCCAACCCCAGCAGAAGCAGGUCGCCUGCCAAGCGUACCAAGAAUGUCGACUGGCCUCUGCGUGAUUGA
Aureobasidium musti is the source of this 1227-nucleotide messenger RNA. NCBI's taxonomy places the organism in Eukaryota, Fungi, Ascomycota, Dothideomycetes, Dothideales, Saccotheciaceae. The record is from the annotation of a GenBank genome assembly.